AUGUCGCUCGGUCCCAACGCCUGGCCUCCAGGCAAUAUUCGUCCUCCCGACGAGCAGCAUGAUUCGCCGAGACCUGUCAAUGGCUUAGUGAAGACCUUGUCUGGCUCGCGCACUCCCCAGAUACGCGGCUCCGUCAGCGGCGACGGCCCUAAUGGCAGUAUGACCUCCGAGCCCGAUCUCGCUAUCGAUGAGGAUGCGCGCCUGGGUCAAUUCCGCGAUGCCUACCGCAAUUACGAACAAUUCAUCAACGCAAAAUUCUCUGGUCGUUAUGUCCCUACCAAUUCGGCGCGUGUCGCAAAACCCGAGAUCCACCCUGCCGACACUACAUCAGAACGCGUUGAUGCGCCGGCUGCCCCUGCGGCGAAACCUUCAAAGCCUACCCGCAAAAUGGACGAUGACUAUGAUGAUUAUGAUGAUGACGAUGAUGCGGACAUGGAAGAUGAGACAGAUUUGCCCUCGAAGACCAAGUCGCUGCCCCCAUCGCAAGACCCAACUUCUGCCCCCGUCUCCACCCAGCAGCGUUCAGGUACAGCUGCCUCGACCAAUGGUUUGACGAAUGCCGAUGCUCCCAAGGAGUCCAAAAAGGAGACACUCGAAGAUAUUCGGAAGCAACUUGAAGAAGAUAAGAAAGCUACCGAGGAGGCUGCUAAGCGGAGCUUCCACACCUUGUUCUACACCAUGGAGAAUGAUCGCGAUGCGAUGUUGGAUCAACAAAGAUUGGAAGAGUCCGAGCGACAAGUUGAUGCAGAGAUCUCGGGCCAAGCCAACACUGGCGGAAAUAAUGCUGGCGGCGGUUCAAAUGGAUACAGCUCCCUCAGUAACACCAACCUUGGAGCAUCCAGCUUGACCCUGAAAAACCUUAUCGCCCGAAUCGACAAAAAGCGUGACAUGGUUCAAGCUUCCGACGCUGAGCUCCGAAGUUUGCUGAGUGAAGUGCGCAAGAACCGUAGCAAGUGGGCCAGCGAGGACAAGAUUGGCCAGGAGGAACUCUACGAAGCUGCGGAAAAGGUCCUCAGUGAGCUCAAGGCUAUGACAGAACACUCGACUGCUUUUUUGACCCGCGUCAAUAAGCUUAUCAAACAUCCCAUGGAUCUGGGAUCAAUGACAAAGAAGCUCAAAGGCAUCCAGUAUCGCUCGAAACAGGACUUCGUUGACGACCUCAAUCUCAUUUGGACCAAUUGUUUGAAAUACAACACGAAUCCUGAGCAUUUCUUACGAAAGCAUGCUCUUUACAUGAGAAAGGAAACCGAGAAAUUAGUCCCUCUUAUUCCCGAUAUCGUGAUCCGAGACCGCGCGGAAGUUGAGGCUGAAGAGCGUCGCCUCCAAAUGGCCGAGCUCGAUGGUGCCGAGGAAAGCGACGAUGAGCCCAUUAUGUCCUCACGUGGAAGAAAAGCGCCGGGAAAAUCAUCCAAAAAAGGCACUGCGCCUUCCAGGAAUACUCCAAGUGGCUCCGAAGGUCCCUCAGGAGGACCAUCUAGUCAGCCUUCAGCUCCUGCUCGUGCAGAUUCGGACACCGCCAUGGAAGCGAGUCAGAAUGGGUUUGGCACACCACCUCCUGGUUCUCAUACACCUUCUGAUCCCGCUGGUCCUGGAGCCGGUGGGGCAGUAAGCCAUGCGGAUGACACCAUGGAACUCGAUGGUCCCCUCCCAUCAACGACUGCUCUUAGUGCUCUGGCCGGCCCUGGUGCUGAGUUGGAAGACCCUGAAUACAAGGUGUGGAAACAGGUUACCAAGAAAGACCGGGCCCUGAUAGCUGCAGAGCGUCAUAGGUUGCUGAAAGGCGACAAGCUGAAUCCGGAUGAAUUCGCUUUGAUGAGAACAAAGGCUGGUAUGCGCCGAUGGCUCCGCCAUGAAAAGCAAGCUGCUAUCGAAGCUGAUAAAAUCCACGAUGGUGGGUCUGGAGCAAUGGAACCCGAGGCUGCUGGUGAGACACUUGCAGAAGGUAUUGAAGGCGAAGAAGAAAAGAUGAUUCCAUAUUACUACGACGUCAUGUCAGGUGUUCCCGAUAUUCCAGAUUACCUCGUUUGGAAGGAGGAUGCUCAAGGUAAUGUGGUGGAUUCAAGAGAAGAGUAUCUCCGUGUUCUUCCCAAGGGGUCUUUUACCCAGCCUGACAGCAAGCUAUCUCGGAAGCUGGAUGCGAAUAUGCGACAGAUGCAAGAGACUCGCAAGAUAUGCUCGAAGAUUGGCAUCGUGAAACAGAUGCAGCUCCAAUCUCAAAUGUAUCAAAACCAAUUCCAGAAAUACAACCCAGAGCCCUUUGUGGAGCACGAUAUCCCACCUCAUGUCAUGAAUGACAAUGGUCCUGUCAUUGCUCCUGCAACUUGUCGCGCAGCAUUGCAGCGCUCCGUUGCCAAAAUCUUUUACCACACUGGAUUUGAAGAGUAUCAGCCAGCCGCCAUAGAAGCCGCCACGGAUAUCGCCGCCGAUUUCUUUAAAAAGAUUGGCCAGACAAUCAAGUCUUACAUGGAAGCCCCAAUGGUCCCAGCUACAGAGUCCCAGGACACUGCCGCACCUACUACAGAAUGGAAACCGGCCUACACCCAGCCGCAGAAGAUUCUCCAUACACUCGGUACAGUUGGCAUCAAUAUUGAAGAACUUGAGUUGUACAUCAAGGAUGAUGUUGAUCGACUCGGAACCAAGCUUUCGACCGCCCAUGAUCGUCUUAAGUCGCUGCUCACAGAACUUUUGCGCCCUGCUCUUGCAGAUGGCGGCGAAGAUGGUUCUAACGUGUUCCAAGACGGAAGCGAGCAGUUCGUUGGUGGUGAUUUCGCUGAGGAUAUCGAUGAAGAUUUCUUCGGAUUCAAGGAACUGGGCCUGGACCGUGAAUUUGGCCUAUCCAAUCUGAGUGUGCCGCUGCAUCUGCUCCAGAAUCGGAUGUACAACGCGGCGCAGUCACAGAAUACGAAUACAAUUCAAACCGUCACCCUUUUCCAGACGCCACCGCCAUACUCGCGCAUUUCGGUGGAUAACUUCUCAACCCACAUCGGCCUAAUGCAAACUUUCUUCAAAGGCAAGCUGGAUGCCAACGGAGAUGAACCCCUUGUGGAAGACCUUGAAUUGCCCCCCGAAGCAAAGACCAAUGGCCGUCAAGCCCCGUCUACCAGCAUCUGUCCUCAGAAACGACCGGCACCUUCCAAUGCAGUUGGAGGUAUCAAGAUCGGACUUGCCGAGCCGAGCAAGAAAAAGGCCAAGAAGAAUAGUGGUGUGGCCUUGGAGAUGCCUAAUUUCAACUUCGAUGGAGACGGAGAUCAGGGCGACUCAUUUGAUGGGGCUGAUGUUAAGCCCGUUGAUGGUAAUGCCAUGGGUGAGAAUGUUGGUGAUUCUAAUGUUUCGCAACCAGAACAUGUUGCGUCCUUAACAAACGGUACCACAGCAUAA
Molecule: messenger RNA, 3378 nt
Organism: Penicillium malachiteum
Lineage: Eukaryota; Fungi; Ascomycota; Eurotiomycetes; Eurotiales; Aspergillaceae
Product: SAGA histone acetyltransferase complex subunit SPT7
Exons: 4
Coding region: 1-3378 (1125 amino acids)
Biological process (GO): regulation of transcription by RNA polymerase II
Cellular component (GO): SAGA complex; SLIK (SAGA-like) complex
Molecular function (GO): protein heterodimerization activity; structural molecule activity
Source: RefSeq, a predicted model, not a curated record